This is a messenger RNA of Haemonchus placei, 120 nucleotides long. The record is from the annotation of a GenBank genome assembly. NCBI's taxonomy places the organism in Eukaryota, Metazoa, Nematoda, Chromadorea, Rhabditida, Trichostrongylidae.
AUGCCGAAAAAGAAAACAGGUCAGAGGAAAAAGGCUGAGAAGCAACGCGAGCUGCAGAAGAAAAUUAGAAGUGGAGAGAGAUCAUUAGCAGAGCAUCCAUGCAACAUACAAAUGGUAUGA